Messenger RNA from Babjeviella inositovora NRRL Y-12698, 1494 nucleotides. It is a transcript of the gene DBP5, whose product is annotated as ATP-dependent RNA helicase. Gene Ontology annotation, biological process: poly(A)+ mRNA export from nucleus. The coding region runs from base 1 to 1494 and encodes 497 amino acids. NCBI's taxonomy places the organism in Eukaryota, Fungi, Ascomycota, Pichiomycetes, Serinales. Gene Ontology annotation, cellular component: cytoplasmic stress granule; nucleus. The transcript has 2 exons. Gene Ontology annotation, molecular function: RNA binding; RNA helicase activity; ATP binding. The record is from RefSeq and is a predicted model, not a curated record.
AUGUCUGAAACCGAUGCCAGCGACUUGUUAGCGUCCUUGUCCUUGAGCAAGGAGGAGGCCCCAGUCUUAGAACAGAAAGAGACAGCGACUGAAGCCAAAGUUAAGGAAGAAGUAAAGGAAGUUAAGGAAGAGGUUAAGGAGACCAACAAAGAGGUUGAGGAAGAACCCAAGGAUGUAUCCAACACAGUUGCCGCUGAAUCUUCCGACACGGAAACUGACGCUUCUGUCCCUGAAAGCACUCUCAUCAAACCAACUUAUGAGGUCAAGGUCAAACUUGCUGAUCUCCAAGCGGAUCCAAACUCUCCUCUCUACUCCGUCAAGUCCUUCGAAGAGCUCGGUCUCUCAGCAGAGCUCCUCAAGGGUCUCUAUGCGAUGAAGUUUGAAAAGCCAUCCAAGAUCCAGGAACGUGCUUUGCCGCUCCUCAUCCAUGAGCCAGCCCAGAACAUGAUCGGCCAGUCGCAGUCCGGUACCGGUAAAACCGCUGCUUUCUCUCUCAACAUGCUCACACGUGUCAACGAGGCCGACCCGUCAACCCAGGCAAUCUGCCUCUCCCCAGCGCGUGAGCUUGCGCGCCAGACCCUUGAUGUCAUACAGGUCAUGAGCAAGUUCACCAAGAUCACGACCCAGCUCAUUGUACCGGAAUCUGUGCCGCGUGGCGCACAUGUAAAUGCGCAGAUUCUCGUGGGUACCCCGGGGAGUACUCUCGACAUGAUUCGCCGCAAGCAGAUUGAUGUCUCGAAGUUGCGCGUGUUUGUGCUCGACGAGGCUGACAGCAUGUUAGACCAGCAAGGGCUCGCGGACCAGUGUGUGAGGGUCAAGCGUCUCCUUCCGAAGCAGACCCAGUUGGUGUUGUUCUCUGCCACUUUCCCUGUCAAGGUGAGAGAGUAUGCGGAGAAGUUUGUGCCGAAUGCGAACAGCAUGGAGUUGAGACCGGAGGAGCUCAACGUUGAUAGUAUUAAACAGUUGUACAUGGACUGCAACUCUGAAGCCCACAAGUUUGAGGUCUUGAAGGAGUUGUACGGGUUGAUGACCAUCGGCUCCUCCAUCAUCUUUGUGCAAAAGAAGGACACUGCCAACAUUUUGUACGCCAAGUUGAAGCAGGAGGGCCACGCGUGCUCGAUUCUUCACGGUGACUUGACCACCACCGACCGUGACCGUCUUAUCGACGACUUCCGUGAGGGCCGCUCCAAGGUGCUCAUCACUACUAACGUGUUGGCGCGUGGUAUUGAUAUUCCGUCGGUGUCCAUGGUGGUUAACUACGAUUUGCCAGUGGACAAGAACGGCAAGCCAGAUCCAAGCACCUAUUUGCACCGUAUCGGUAGAACCGGGCGUUUUGGCCGUGUUGGUGUGUCUGUCUCGUUGGUACACGAUGCUGCCAGUUUCAAGGUCUUGCAGGCCAUCAAAGAUUACUUUGGCAAGUGCGAGAUGACCCGCGUGCCCACCGAUGACUGGGACGAGGUCGAGGAGAUUGUUAAGAGGGUGAUCAAGAGCUAA